AUGGAGCCUGCAGCUCUGGAUUUCUUUCGUGAGUUGCUCAAAGCCCCCAGUCCCUCGGGCUACGAACAGCCGGCCCAGGACGUGGUUCGCAAGUAUGUGGAGAGCUUCGCCGACGAAGUCGCCACCGACCUGCACGGCAAUGUGAUCGCCGUCAAAAACCCGGGCAAGAAACUGAAAACGAUGCUCGCCGGGCACGCCGAUCAAAUCGGUCUGCUCGUGCAAUACAUCGACGACAAAGGUUUCAUCUCCGUACAGCCCAUCGGCGGCUGGGACCCGCAACAACUCAUCGGGCAGCGGCUCGUCAUCUGGUCUUCCAAAGGUCCCGUGCUGGGCGUCAUCGCCCGCAAGCCGAUCCAUCUGCUCAACGACGAAGAACGCAAAACCGUCGUCAAGAUGGAGAACCUCUGGAUCGACAUCGGCGCCAAAGACAAAGAAGAAGCCAGCGAGCGCGUCCGGGUCGGCGAUCCGAUCACGUUCGAACUGGGCAUGCACGAACUCAAUGGCCCCAUUGUCUGCGGUCCGCAGAUGGAUAACAAAACCGGGCUAUGGGUCUGCAUCGAAGCCCUCCGUCGGGCCAGCAAGCAGAAACUCCGCACGUCGGUCUACGCCGUAUCAACCGUAGCCGAAGAGAUCGGACUCCGCGGAGCCCAAACCAGCUCUUACGGUAUCGAUCCACAGAUCGGCAUCGCGGUCGACGUCACCCACGCCACCGAUUGCCCCACAAUCGACAAGAAGCAAGAAGGCGACGUCAGCAUCGGCGGCGGGCCGGUCGUGUACCGGGGCCCCAACAUGAAUCCCGUCGUGUUCGACCGCUUGGAGAAAGUGGCCAACGAUCAGGACAUCCCCUUCCAACUCGGCGCACUAAGUCGUGCAUCACCCACCGACGCCAACGCCCUGCAAGUCAGCCGAGCCGGGGUCGCCGCGGGACUCAUUAGCAUUCCCAACCGCUACAUGCACAGCUCGGUGGAAGUCAUCUCCUUGGAAGACAUCGACAAAGCCGCCGACCUGCUCGCCGCCUUCGUCGUCGACCUGGACGAAAAAGACGACUUCACGCCGGCUCUACAGACCUUAUCAGGGUCCAAAGAAGAGGUCUACCUGCCAAUUCGUGACGGAAGCGUUUCGGAGCGGCUGCUUCGAAGUACCAACAAUAAAUCGGCCAUUUACACCAGACAGACCGAGGAGAUCACUGUGGCGAAGCGGAUUGUGUUCGAUGAGGAGGCACGGCAGCCACUGCUGGCGGGCGUAAGCAAGCUGGCCCGCGUCGUGCGAAGCACACUAGGCCCCCGAGGCCGCAAUGCGGUGCUCGAUAAGGGUUGGGGCUCACCCAAGGUCACCAAAGACGGCGUGACCGUCGCCGAAGACAUCGAGCUGGAAGACCCCAACGAGAACCUGGGUGCUCAGCUCGUUAAGGAAGCCGCCAGCAAGACCAACGACGUCGCUGGCGACGGCACCACCACGGCCACCGUAUUGGCCGAGGCCAUCUACCGCGAAGGCCUGAAGAUGAUUGCCGCGGGUGCCGAUCCCAUGGCCCUUUCGCGUGGCAUCCACAAAGCCACCGAAGUGCUCAUCGAAGCCAUCGGCAAGCUGGCCUCGCCGAUCGACGCCAAGAGCAAGAAAGAAAUCACCCAAAUCGCCACCAUCGCCGGCAACAACGACGCCACCAUCGGCGAAGUCUUAGCCGAGGCCUUCUUGAAGGUUGGCAAGAACGGCGUGAUCACCGUCGAAGAAGGUCGUCAGACCGAGACCGUGGUCGACAUCGUCGAGGGUAUGCAGUUCGAUCGCGGCUAUCUCUCGCCGCAUUUCGUCACCGACCAGGACGAGCAAACCGUCAAGCUCGAAAACGCCCUGGUGCUGAUCUACGAAGAGAAGAUUUCCAACGCCAAGAACCUGGUGCCCGUGCUCGAGGCCGUCAGCAAGGCCAACAAGCCGCUGUUGAUCAUCGCCGAAGACGUCGAAGGCGAAGCCCUGGCCACCUUGGUGGUGAAUAAGAUGCGAGGCAUCCUUAACGUGUGUGCCGUGAAAGCCCCCGGCUACGGCGAUCGCCGUAAGGCCAUGCUGGGCGACCUCGCGGUGCUCACCGGCGGAACGGCCAUCUUCAAAGACCUGGGCAUCGCCCUGGACGCCGUCAAGCUAUCCGACCUGGGUAAGGCCAAGCGUCUGACCAUCACCGCAGACAACACUACGGUUGUUGGUGGUGCUGGCAAGAAGGAUGAAAUCGAAGGUCGCGCCGAGCAGAUUCGCCGCGAGAUCGAAGUGACCGACAGCGAAUACGACCGCGAGAAGCUGCAAGAGCGGUUGGCCAAGCUCGCCGGCGGUGUCGCCCAGAUCAACUGCGGUGCCGUGACCGAAACCGAAAUGAAAGAGCGUAAGGCCCUCAUCGAAGACGCCCGCGCCGCGACUCAGGCCGCUUUGGAAGAAGGCAUCGUCCCCGGCGGCGGUGUGGCCCUCAUUCGCAGCGAAAAGGCCCUCGACAAGCUCGACCUCAAGGGCGACGAAGCGAUGGGUGCCCGCAUCAUUCGCAACGUGCUCGAUCACCCGCUGCGUUGGAUUGCCGAGAACGCCGGCCUCGACGGUGCGGUGGUCGUCAAUCGCGUGCGUCAGCUCAAGGGUAAGAACGAAGGCUACGACGCCGACAAAGAUGCCUACGGCGAUAUGGUCGCUGCCGGAAUUAUCGAUCCCGCCAAGGUCGUCCGCACGGCUCUGCAAAAUGCCGCCAGCGUGGCCGCCUUGCUGCUCACCACCGAACUGCUCGUGACCGACAUCCCCGUGGAAGACGACGGCGAUGGCGACCAUCACCAUGACGACCACGGCAUGGGUGGUAUGGGCGGCAUGGGUGGAAUGGACAUGGGCGGUAUGGGAGGCAUGGGCGGCAUGGGAAUGGGUGGCAUGGGAGGUAUGGGCGGCAUGAUGUAA
Molecule: messenger RNA, 2913 nt
Organism: Cladocopium goreaui
Lineage: Eukaryota; Dinophyceae; Suessiales; Symbiodiniaceae
Source: the annotation of a GenBank genome assembly